AUGGGAGACUGGAGGGACUACAUCGCCGUCAUCUUGACGGACAAUCGUGUGGAGGAUGUCGCCAUUGUGGGCCUCCACGACAACCGGGCGGUAUGGGCCUCCAAGCCUGGGGGUUUCCUGGCGGCCAUUUGCCCAGAGGAGGUGGAGACGUUGGUGGGGAGGGACAGAGGGAGUAUCCUGCUGACAGGGGUGACGGUUGGGGGGCGCAGGGCCGCGGUGGUCAGAGAUCACAUGAUAGGCCCAGAGGAUGAGCUCAGAUUCAUGGACCUCAGAACCAAAGGCAGCGAGGGAUUGGCCCUCACGGUUGUCCAGACGACCAAGACGUUGGUGUUUGUGCUGGGAAAGCGAGGGGUGCAUGCUGGGACUGUCAACAAGAAGGGGUGGGACAUGGCCACAUAUCUUCGAAGGAAGGGGGUUUGA
Molecule: messenger RNA, 420 nt
Organism: Hypomesus transpacificus
Lineage: Eukaryota; Metazoa; Chordata; Actinopteri; Osmeriformes; Osmeridae
Product: profilin-3-like
Exons: 1
Coding region: 1-420 (139 amino acids)
Biological process (GO): actin cytoskeleton organization; regulation of actin filament polymerization; positive regulation of actin filament bundle assembly
Cellular component (GO): cytoplasm
Molecular function (GO): actin binding
Source: RefSeq, a predicted model, not a curated record